AUGGACUAUGCAAUUGUGGUCUUACUUGUUUUUCUCUGUCAUGAAGUAUUUACUGUUUCUUCAUCCAAAUUACCUCAUCUCUCUCACAAACAUCAAACCAGUUCACUUCUAAAAUUCAAGAACACACUUACUGUAGAUACCUCUGCCUCUUAUCUCUGUCAAGAGCCUUAUCCAAAAACGAGUUCAUGGAACAUGAGCAGAGAUUGUUGCUCAUGGGAUGGUGUCAUAUGCGAUGAAAUGACUGGCCAUGUAAUUGAACUGGACCUCAGCUGCAACAAUCUUGCUAGGACCAUCGAUUCCAAUAGCAGCCUCUUCCAACUCUCACAUCUCCAAAGGCUUGAUCUUUCUCUGAAUAACUUCUCCAAUUCUCAUAUCUCCCCUGAAUUUGGCAAGUUUUCGAGCUUGACACAUCUUGAUCUUUCUGACUCCAAUUUCUCUGGUCAAAUUCCUUCUGAAAUCUCUCAUAUUUCCAAGUUGCAGUCUCUUCAUCUCUAUGGUCGUCUACGACUCAUAGCUCAUGAUUUUAAAUUGUUCCUUCAGAACUUGACCCAAUUAAUAGAGCUAGAUCUUACUUCCAUAAACAUCUCUUCCACCAUUCCUUUGAAUUUUACUUCUCAUUUAACAACUCUUAGGCUGGGAGAUACAACAUUGUAUGGGAUAAUACCUGAGACUAUAUUUCACCUGCCAAACUUGGAAACACUUCACUUAUGGGAAAAUUUUCAGCUCAGUGGUUAUUUUCCAAAGACCAAAUGGAACAACAACACAUCUCUCCAGAAGUUACAACUCAGUUUUGUGAAUUUUUCUCAUAAUUUUCCCGAGUCUAUUGGCUAUCUAACUUCACUGCGUUAUUUGUAUCUUCAAAAUUGCAACCUUAGAGGGCCUAUUCCAGAAUCUCUUUUGAAGCUCACUCGCAUAGAGGAUUUGUACCUUCAAUAUAACUCCCUGAAUGGAACAAUACCAUCAGGGAUUUUCUCCCUUCCAUCACUAAGUCGUUUAGUCUUGAGCAAUAACCACUUUUCUGGUCAGUUUGAGGAUUUCAAUUCCAAUUCACUAAACUUGAUUGAUUUAAGCAAUAAUCAGUUGCAAGGCCAUCUUCCCAACUCAAUUCAAAACCUUGUGAACCUAACAGAUCUUGAUAUUUCUUUCAAUAAUUUUCAUGUGGAUGUCAGCCUCUUUUCAGACCUCAAACAGCUUUCGUAUCUUAGUCUUUCAUACAAUACUAUUGAUGAAAAGGAAGUUAACUCUACUUUGCCUGAGUCACUUGAGUACUUACUAUUGGCCGCAUGUGAAGUGAAAGAAUUGGAGUUUCUAAGAUCUGCAAAACAACUUUCCAACUUGGAUCUUUCAAAUAAUAAUCUUCAAGGAAGAAUUCCUGAUUGGGCAUGGUCUAACUGGAUGUCGUUGAUAACUCUUAAUAUAUCCCACAAUAUGCUGACGAGUGUGGAUACAAUUCCUCUUCAGAUUGUCUAUACUAUUAAUUUACGGUCCAAUUUGCUUCAAGGUUCACUACCUAUUCCACAAAAUUCCACAACAUCUUCAUAUCCUAUAAUUAUCUCAGUGAAGAAAUUCCUUCAGAUAUUUGCAAUUUAA
Messenger RNA from Solanum stenotomum, 1590 nucleotides. Its product is annotated as receptor-like protein Cf-9. Lineage: Eukaryota; Viridiplantae; Streptophyta; Magnoliopsida; Solanales; Solanaceae. The coding region runs from base 1 to 1590 and encodes 529 amino acids. Gene Ontology annotation, molecular function: protein binding. The transcript has a single exon. The record is from RefSeq and is a predicted model, not a curated record.